This is a messenger RNA of Photinus pyralis (common eastern firefly), 903 nucleotides long. RefSeq lists its product as uncharacterized. The transcript has 2 exons. The coding region runs from base 1 to 411 and encodes 136 amino acids. The record is from RefSeq and is a predicted model, not a curated record. NCBI's taxonomy places the organism in Eukaryota, Metazoa, Arthropoda, Insecta, Coleoptera, Lampyridae.
AUGCAGAAUCUUUCCAUAUCAUGCUCAUUGGUCUGCCUCAUAAUCAUAGGAACCGCUGCGUUGGUCGGAGCUUUCGGGGUUUGUCAACAUCAAAUUAGUGCCGUAUUAGUGACCGGAGUUAUGUAUUUAUUAGCAGCAUCAUUCGCCAUCUUCACAUUAAUGAUAAUACACUUCAAGAGAGUUCAGUCGAAACCGCAAGUGAACAUGGACCCCGACGGUACAAUGGACGGCGUAGUCAGUCCGAGCGGCAGCAAGGGCACCAACUAUCUUCUAGGCGCUCGAGUAUUUACGACGUCGUGGUCGUUGGACUUGGGUUGGGGCGGUGUGACAUUGUGCGUCAUGACGUCCGUCUUGUGGAUAUUGUUAUCGAAAAUUAUGCGAUUUAAUCCGAUUUCGUCUAUGAUUAAUUAAGCGCUCGAGCUCAACGUUUUGUCGUGACGUACAAGUAUCGUUCAGGCUGACAAAAGCACAAAAUGGUACGUGAUACUACACGUUGGACUAAUAUUAGGCUCCCAUUUAUAUGUAGCGAACACAGCAAUUGCAAUUUUUUUAGAAUUUCUGUGUCGAAAUAACUCACAAUCAAAAUUACCCACAACUGAAUUCGUGUGAUAGUGAUAACGACUGAUAGGGCAAGAUAAAUACCUAACAGCUUUGCGAAGCUUUAUAAUUGUAGAAAUAGUUUGUAACUUUUUUCUAUUUUUCGCAACAUGCCGUCCAUUUAUGUAGCGUUAAAGCGCAUACUACCUUAAGUGUAACGAUACUUUGAAGACAAAUAAGCAGGGUUAUUGGAUUAUAAAUGUUUCGCUACUUAGAUUUUAUAAAUGCGUUAUUAAUACAGAUUUUAUAGAUUAAGAAAAAAUAACAAAAGCUAAGCUGCACUGUUGUUACUAAUGUAGGCGAGCA